This is a messenger RNA of Strigops habroptila (Kakapo), 7549 nucleotides long. It is a transcript of the gene PTPRT, whose product is annotated as protein tyrosine phosphatase receptor type T. Gene Ontology annotation, cellular component: membrane. Gene Ontology annotation, molecular function: protein binding; protein tyrosine phosphatase activity. The transcript is spliced from 35 exons. Bases 541 to 5064 code for a protein of 1507 amino acids. NCBI's taxonomy places the organism in Eukaryota, Metazoa, Chordata, Aves, Psittaciformes, Psittacidae. Gene Ontology annotation, biological process: protein dephosphorylation. The record is from RefSeq and is a predicted model, not a curated record.
GCUUCUCCCCUUUCCUCCCCGCUCCUAUUCCCAUCUCAUCCCCGCGCUCAGCCGCACUCCCCAUCCUCCGGUUAACGUAGGACCCCGCGUUCACUCCCCAUUCCCGCUGGAAGCAGGGCAGGAGCAAGCAGCCGACACUGCCUGGCAAGGCGCUGUGCUCCAGCUGCUACCGAUCGGAGACUCCUGUGUGCGCAGCUGGGCUUGAUUAGGAAUCAACCCCCCCCAAGCCACCCCCACCCGCCCCUGCAGAAGCCUUUUAACCCGCGGGAGGGCCAGGUCGCGCCCCUCACCGUGGUGGGGCGGCGGGGCCGGAUUUGCGCGGCGCGGCCGGUGCUGGGCUCGGUGCGGGGGGGCUCGCUGCCUCCCGCCCGCCUCCCGCCCGCCUCCCGCCCGCUCCCCGCGCCGCCCGCCGCGCCGCCCGCCGCCACUUCGGCAGCUCCUCCGAGCAGCGCCGCGGCUCCGCGCCGCCGAUGCGGGCGAUGUUCGCGGGCAGGCAGCGGCACCGCGGCAGCGCGGAGGGCAGGUGAACUCCGGGGAAGGAUGACCGGCGUCGCCGCGAUCGUCUUCCUCCUGCAGCUCUUGCCCAAGGCGGAGGGACAGGUUUUCGCAGGUGGUUGUUCAUUUGAUGAGCACUACAGUAAUUGUGGUUAUAGUGUGGCCUUGGGAACCAAUGGAUUUACCUGGGAGCAGAUCAAUACCUGGGAAAAGCCAACAAUGGAUCCUGCUGUCCCAACUGGCUCCUUCAUGAUGGUGAACAGCUCUGGGCGAGCAUCUGGGCAGAAAGCUCACCUGCUCUUGCCUACACUGAAGGAAAAUGACACCCACUGCAUUGACUUCCACUAUUACCUGUCCAGCCGAGACCGUUCGAGUCCUGGCUCUCUGAAUGUCUACGUGAAGGUGAACGGAGGACCACAGGGCAAUCCCAUAUGGAAUGUCUCGGGGGUUGUUACAGAAGGAUGGGUGAAAGCAGAACUUGCCAUCAGUACAUUCUGGCCACAUUUUUAUCAGGUGAUAUUUGAGUCUGUCUCUUUGAAAGGACACCCAGGGUACAUAGCUGUGGAUGAAGUCAGAGUUCUCGCCCAUCCCUGCAGAAAAGCACCUCAUUUCCUCCGACUGCAGAACGUGGAGGUGAACGUGGGACAGAAUGCGACGUUCCAGUGCAUUGCUGGGGGGAAGUGGUCACAGCAUGACAAGCUCUGGCUCCAGCAGUGGAAUGGAAGGGACACGGCACUGAUGGUCACUCGAGUGGUCAACCACAGACGCUUUUCUGCCACAGUGAGCGUGGCUGACACCUCCCAGCGCAGCAUCAGCAAGUACCGUUGCGUCAUUCGCUCCGAUGGCGGAUCCGGAGUUUCCAAUUAUGCAGAAUUGAUAGUCAAAGAGCCCCCAACUCCCAUCGCCCCCCCCGAGCUGCUAGCUGUCGGUGCCACGUACCUGUGGAUCAAACCCAAUGCCAACUCCAUCAUUGGAGAUGGGCCCAUCAUACUGAAAGAGGUGGAGUACCGGACGACCACUGGGAAUUGGGCUGAAACACACAUCGUAGACUCUCCUAAUUACAAACUGUGGCAUUUGGACCCUGAUGUGGAGUACGAGAUCCGGGUGCUGCUCACUCGCCCUGGAGAAGGAGGCACUGGCCCCCCUGGACCACCGCUUACAACAAGGACUAAGUGUGCAGAUCCUGUCCAUGGACCACAGAAUGUGGAAGUGGUUGAUAUCCGCUCCCGGCAGCUGACGUUGCAGUGGGAGCCUUUUGGCUACGCUGUGACCCGCUGCCACAGCUACAAUCUCACUGUCCAGUACCAGUAUGUGUUUAACCAGCAAAAAUUCGAGGCAGAGGAACUAAUCCAAACCUCGUCCCACUACACCUUGCGAGGUCUCCGGCCCUUCAUGACCAUCAGGCUGAGGUUGGCCCUCUCGAACCCUGAGGGCAAAAUGGAGAGUGAGGAGCUGGUUGUGCAGACUGAGGAGGAUGUUCCUGGACCCGUUCCCUUGGAAUCCAUCCAGGGAGGACCUUUUGAAGAGAAGAUCUAUGUUCAGUGGAAGCCUCCAAAUGAGACAAAUGGCAUCAUUACACUCUAUGAGAUCACGUACAAGGCCGUUGGGUCUCUGGAUCCCAGUGCUGACCUGUCCAGCCAAAGAGGGAAAGUCUUCAAGCUAAGGAAUGAAACACAUCACCUCUUUGUAGGAUUAUACCCAGGGACUACGUAUUCAUUCACCAUCAAAGCCAGCACAGUCAAGGGCUUUGGGCCACCCAUCACAACACGGAUUGCAACCAAGAUUUCAGCACCGUCGAUGCCAGAAUACGACACAGACUCGCCCCUGAAUGAGACUGACACGACCAUCACCGUCAUGCUGAAGCCUGCUCAGUCCCGGGGAGCUCCUGUCAGUGUCUAUCAACUGGUUGUCAAGGAGGAGAAGCUGCAGAAAGCACGAAGAGCUGCCGACAUCAUUGAGUGCUUCUCUGUCCCAGUGAGCUACAAGAACGCUUCCAGUCUGGACUCACCACACUACUUUGCAGCUGAGCUGAAACCCAUCAAUCUGCCUGUCACUCAGCCCUUCACAGUGGGUGACAACAAAACCUACAAUGGCUACUGGAAUGCUCCACUGUCUCCCCUGAAAAGCUACAGCAUAUACUUCCAGGCUCUGAGCAAGGCAAAUGGAGAAACAAAAAUCAACUGUGUCCGGCUGGCAACCAAAGCAGUAAUGGAUAGGCAACAAGUGACCACGCGAAACCUGCCCAGCGUCUUGAGCACAGGAGCUUCCACCCAGAAUUCCAAUGCAGUGGAACCAGAAAAACAAGUUGACAGCACUGUGAAAAUGGCUGGAGUUAUAGCUGGUCUGCUGAUGUUUGUUAUUAUCCUCUUGGGAGCAAUGCUUACCAUCAAGAGAAGAAGAAAUGCAUAUUCCUACUCCUAUUACUUGCAUUCAAGCCAAUGUUUUAGGGGCCUCUCUGUCUUCUACAGGACCAGGAAGCUAGCCAAGAAGCAGAAGGAGACUCAGACCAGCACGCAGAGGGAGAUGGGUCCCAUGGCUACUUCCGACAAGACCUCCACCAAACUCAGUGCUGUUCACAAUGAAGAAGCUUUUUCUUCCAGCUGCCAAGAUGUUAAUGGAUUCACAUCACCCUCUCCUUGUUCAUUUUCUGUCCAAAGCAAAACCCUUCAGAGCAAAUCUUUGUUGAAUUCCUACUACUCAGUAACAUCAGACACUGUUCCAUCGACCACGCUGUUAGACAGUAGCCAUGGAGAGAUGACCCAGCCAACCCUGACUAUCCAGACCCACCCGUUCCGGAGCUGCGAGCCGGUGGAAAUGUCCUACCCCCGAGGGCAGUUCCAGCCAGCCAUCCGAGUGGCCGACCUGCUGCAGCACAUCACCCAGAUGAAGCGAGGACAGGGCUAUGGAUUUAAAGAGGAGUAUGAGGCACUACCCGAGGGGCAGACAGCAUCCUGGGAUACAGCCAAGGAAGACGAAAACCGCAAUAAGAACAGAUACGGAAACAUAAUCUCCUAUGAUCAUUCAAGAGUGAGAUUGCAGCUGCUGGAUGGGGACCCUCACUCUGACUACAUAAACGCCAAUUACAUAGAUGGGUACCACCGGCCUCGCCAUUACAUUGCAACUCAAGGGCCUAUGCAAGAGACAGUGAAGGAUUUCUGGAGAAUGAUUUGGCAAGAAAACUCCGCAAGUGUGGUCAUGGUCACCAACUUGGUGGAAGUGGGCAGGGUAAAGUGUGUUCGGUACUGGCCAGAUGACACAGAGGUCUAUGGAGAUAUUAAAGUCACAUUAAUUGAGACAGAACCGUUGGCAGAGUAUGUCAUACGCACAUUUACUGUGCAGAAGAAAGGCUACCAUGAGAUCCGAGAGAUUCGGCAGUUCCACUUCACCAGCUGGCCGGACCACGGCGUUCCUUGCUAUGCCACCGGCCUCCUGGGCUUCGUUCGCCAAGUGAAGUUCCUCAAUCCCCCAGAAGCAGGACCCAUUGUUGUGCACUGCAGUGCAGGGGCUGGGAGAACAGGGUGCUUCAUUGCCAUUGACAUCAUGCUCGACAUGGCAGAGAACGAAGGCGUGGUGGAUAUUUUUAACUGUGUGCGAGAGUUGCGAUCCCAAAGAGUCAAUUUGGUGCAGACAGAGGAGCAGUAUGUGUUUGUCCAUGAUGCCAUUUUGGAGGCAUGUCUGUGUGGCAACACAGCCAUUCCAGUUUGUGAGUUCAGAUCCAUAUAUUACAACAUCAGCCGACUAGAUCCACAGACCAAUUCCAGCCAGAUAAAAGAUGAGUUUCAGACUCUCAAUAUCGUGACACCGCGUGUGCGGCCAGAGGAUUGCAGCAUCGGCCUUCUGCCCAGGAACCACGACAAGAAUCGCUGCAUGGACGUGCUGCCCUUGGACCGGUGCCUGCCUUUCCUCAUCUCCGUGGAUGGUGAAUCCAGUAACUACAUCAAUGCUGCACUCAUGGAUAGCCACAAGCAACCUGCUGCCUUUAUUGUCACCCAACACCCUUUGCCCAACACCGUAGCAGACUUCUGGAGGCUGGUGUUUGAUUAUAACUGCUCCUCUGUGGUGAUGCUGAACGAGAUGGAUGCAGCACAGCUCUGCAUGCAGUACUGGCCAGAGAAGACAUCCUGUUGUUAUGGCCCAAUUCAAGUAGAGUUUGUUUCAGCAGACAUUGAUGAAGAUAUCAUCAACCGGAUAUUCCGGAUCUGCAACAUGGCCAGGCCACAGGAUGGGUACCGCAUAGUUCAGCACCUGCAGUACAUUGGCUGGCCAGCAUACAGGGACACCCCUCCUUCCAAACGCUCCCUCCUCAAGGUGGUCAGAAGGUUGGAGAAGUGGCAAGAACAAUACGAUGGGAGAGACGGACGGACUGUUGUCCACUGCCUGAACGGUGGGGGACGCAGCGGCACCUUCUGUGCCAUCUGCAGCGUGUGUGAAAUGAUUCAACAGCAGAAUAUCAUUGAUGUGUUCCACAUAGUGAAAACACUACGGAAUAACAAAUCCAACAUGGUGGAGUCAUUGGAACAGUAUAGAUUUGUAUACGAGGUUGCACUGGAAUACUUGAGUUCCUUUUAGCGCAGUGGAGGCAGGGGCGCCUCUGGAAUGCCAGACCCCAAUCUCUGGCCAAUGCUUCUCCCCUCUCCCACACUGGAAGGCAGUGACAAGCACGGGAAAGAAAAUCUCUCCUUCCUGGAGCAAGAGACUGAGACUGCACAGACCUGUCUGGACGGAGGAGCCGAUGCCUGUGUCUGCAGCUGCCUGCUUUCUAUUGAACAUCUACUGCUUCGUAAAUAACCUCCUGUCAAAAUUAGCAACACGGGAGACAGGCUCAAGACUGGACUUUCCAAUCCCCUCUGACUUCUCCUCUCCUCUUUGGGAUUGUAUUUUUGCUCUCCUUGCUGCAGAGUGGGGAAGGAAUGAAACCCUGAGGAAAUUCUCUUUUCAGUGUCUCCUUUUUAAUUUAUAAUUUUGUUCUGAAAUCCCAGUCUCUAAGUUUUUUAAUUCCAUGCAGCAGUCAUUUGGGACAAAUGAGAUAGCCAUAGGGGACAUCGGAAAUGUUUCAUUACCAUUUGUCUUCCUUCCCUGUUUCCUUUUAUUUGUUUUUCCAAAUGAAAAGGCCAACGCAAGAGAAAAAAAAAAACCCAACCCACCAACAUUGGAAUUCUCUUCUCAUAUGUAGUUCCUUUUAGCAUGAAAAUAGAUGGUGGAGAUGAGAAGUUGUUCAUGGAUUCACUGCCUUGGCUUCUACCCAGAUGUUUCCUCCCAGUUUCUGCUAGGCUCCCCAGGCUGUGCAUGAACCAGUUCCAGCUCUGGUCUGUGUUCCUUUCAGUGCUGGUGAAGCAAUACCAGGAAUGAGUUUCCCAAGCACUUGAACCUUAAGGUUAAAUAUUUGCAUCAAACAAAUUGCAUUUGUCUUGCAAUUGGUAACUUUGUUACCACGUUUUUCAAGUAUUUGCUGGGGUGCAGUGUGUUUGACAAACAGGGUAUACAGUAGGUAUUAUUGAUCAUAUACUAUGUACUGCUAUUUUUUAUUUAUUACUUGUAUUGCUGUACAAUACAAACUCGGGACCCCUAGUCACGACAGGACCCUGCUGAACUAGGCACUGUGCAAACAGAGGACAAAGAAGGUUCCUGCUCAGGAGCUUCUGAAGAUAAGUCUUAAAAUUGGGCUUGCUCAAGAUUUCCUCACUAUUUCCAAACUGUUGUACAAUCAGAUGCAGUUGAGUGAUUUAUUCAGAUCUUCAAAAUGGUAAUCCAUCCAAGGUGCAGGAAAGGUGAUGUACGUACAUGGAAACCUAUUCUGGCAUGUGCUAAGGAAGGGUUAGACCAGCACAGCAACUCCCCUUCUUAAUCAAAUGAGCUCUCGUUUUAUUCUGCAGAAAUGCCUGUGCAACUCUCCUCCUUUGAAACAAACACCAGAUGUGUUUUGCCAUGUUCUGGAUCUCACUCUAACUUCUCAGCAGCUAAGAAAUUGCUUUUCUGAGGGGGUAUGUGAAGUAGUUAAUCACUGAGGUCUGCAGGGUAAUCUUGGAGAAAAAAAAUAAUUGAAUGAACAAGGCCUUACAAUAUUCAGUAUUUCAAUUUACCCCUUUAUUUAUCUUGAGGGUGCAGGGAUAUGAGGCUGCUCUGUGUGUAAAUUAGAUUCUGGGAGAUGAAGGUUUCUUCAGACACAAGCUUGCUCAAAGAUAGACUGAAGAGUUCAAGGAAACUCCACUUUCUUACCACUCUCAGGUAAAUACUUGGAGACUGUGCUGGGAGCUUUGUCAUGUCAGUGCCUGGCACAGAGCAUGCCAGGAGUUCCAAACAGGUUACUAAUUCCAUAUGUAAAUUCAAAAGGCAUCUCUGCUUCAUGGUCAUUAUUGUAUCAAUAGUCAUAACUUUGCCUUGACAAUGAAGGAUGAAAAUCUGAUAAAAACAACUCUCGACUCAUACAACAUACCAGUAUCUAACCAAAUAGUUAUCAUCAAUACCAGGACCUACAACAGUCUAAGGAAGGAUGCUUGGAACAGCAAUAAUCCUCUUCCAGAGAGAAGGGGAGGGACUUCAUAGGAUGCUGAAGCACCUAGCUCAUACUCGUUCUGAGGAGCUUUGGAUUGUUAAGAAUCAUGAAGGUUUUAAAUGAGCUAGAACCAGAUUCUUCCUGAUGUAGCCAGUGUGCCCUAAAGCAUCGGUGAGAAACCCUUCACAGGUGCCUCUGCUGUGCUUCUAUUUGGUCCUUUCUGUUGUCUGCAUGAACUCAUGAACCAUAGAAUCACAGAGUGGUCUGUGUUGAAAGGGAGCUUAAAGCUCGUCCAGCUCCAACCCCCUGCCAUGGGCAGAGACACCUUCCACUAGAGCAGGUUGCUCCAAGCCCCUGUGUCCAACCUGGUCUUGAACACUGCCAGGGACGGGAAAAUCCCCUUUAGUUCCUACUGGGGCUGUAGAUGGCUGUCUGGCAUCUCAUGAAACGAACUACUGGUUGUAAUUGGGGGAGUUUUGGGGGGUUUUUUUGGUUGUUUUUUCCUUUUGCCACUAAGCAACACGAUUCUCUAGGAGAAAAAAAAUAGAAAUCAAAGCAAAA